AUGGACACUUCGGAAGAGAGUAUAUGCUUGUUGAGUACAAUGUCUCCAAAAAUAAAAAAUAAACUGAAACCUGGACAAAAACGAUUCAGAAGAGUUGCAGGAGCAUCGAUAUUGGCUCUGAAGAGUAAUAUCAGACGUUCAACUAUGUAUGAAAAAUUAGGUAUAACCCCAAACAAUGAGGAACUCUGCUUGGCAGAUAGUAGAAGCAGUACUGAAUCUUGUGAUUCAGAGAAAUGGAACAUUUUAAACAAAACUCCUAUCAUAAUUUCAGAUACAGAUGAAUCAUCUGAUGAAGGAGUAGACAAAGUUUCAGAUAUUAUCUCUAAGACUGACAACAUGAAAAAUGGUUCCUUAUCAGAUGAAAAAGUAAAUGAUAUUGUAUGUUGGAUUGACAGAGUAAAUACUGAGAAAAAUUCUUCAAACACUACAGUUUUCUCAGAACUAUCAACUAUUCAAGGUGACACUGGGGAAAACUAUCUUCCUGAAGGAACAGGACAAGCAGUAAAUUCAACAUUUGCUACUCCUGUUUGCAAACGUUUUGAUGAAUUGUUCAAAAAUAAUGAUAAAAAUAAUAUAUUGAAGGUUUUUAAUGAAUCUUAUGAAGGCAAUGAUGACAAAGCAGAUCUAAUACAGUCUGUUGAAAAUUUGGUGAUUGAAGAUUCUUUCAAUGACCCUAAUAUAACAUCAAAAUCUAGUUCUACUGAGCCAAAGACAGAAAUUCAGAUUGAUGUCUCCAGUUUACCAAAGUUGAAUCAAGAUUCAAAAACUAGUUCAGCUGAGCAUGAGGAAAAUAUUCAGAAUAUUAUUUCUAGGUCCCCAGAGUUGAAUGAGAGUUUGCCAAAAGGAACAGAUGAAGAUGAUGAAGAUAUGGAAACACUUCUUGAUGCACUCUAUGGGCAUUCAUGGAGAGCAAAAAAGGACCUAGUGUUGCCUAAGACUGAACCUAGAAAGAAUAAAUCAAGGAAUAAAUCUCACAAUAAAGUGAAUACUCUUCCUCGUGGAACAAACUCAGAGAGGAAACCAAAAUUGUCUUUACUAUACAAGAACCCUUAUUUAUACUCUGGUAAUGCAAGAUCUGGUGAUAUAUUGAAAGAAAAACAGAUUACUGAAUCAAAAACAUUGUCACAAACCCCAUUGAUGGCAAGAUUAAGAGAACUAUGUGAUUCUGAUACAAGCUCAGACAAUUCUCCUGUAAAUCCUAUUCUCAAAACAAAAUUGAGUUUUGACUCAAACAUCACUGAUGAUAGUGAUGAUAUAGUUUCUAAAUAUUUCAAAAAAAACACAACAGUUAAAACAAAACUGAAUUUCAGUCCUGAUAUUACAGAAGAUAAUGAAGGAAAUAACAAGGCUUCAGUAUGUUUUGGAAAUUCUACAACUGGAGCAGAUUUGCCAAAGAAACUUGAAGAUAGAAUUGAGAAAAAAAUUAAUGGAAUCAAGGGUCCUGGCAGUACCAAUAAAAAGAAUGGUAAAAAAUGUUUGGAGUCUCAGAAAGAAAAUAUUGAGACUCCAAAGAAAAAGAAACAGAAGCCGAAAAAUACUCCUAGAAAACAACAGUCUACAAGUUCUAGUUCUCUUGAUAGUUAUGGGACAAAUUCAGAUAGUGGUUCAAAAAGUAAGGCUCACAAAACAGGCUUGAAUCAUAGUAGUGUAAGUUUGACAAGUGAUGAGGAAUGGGAAGAAGAAAUAAGCAAAAUAGACCACAGUAUGGUCAUAGUCAAUGGGACAUACAGUUUUCUUGCCUCAUUAUCAAAGGCUAUUCCAAUAUCAAAAUGCGACAUGUCAGCACGCAUAUACCGCAACAACUUCAAAAACUUCCGAGACCAACUGACGAAAAAGCUCUUUGAUCUCUUCAAUGAGUCUAUUUUCGACGAUAGCAUACCGCAGGACACCGUUCUCGAAUGGAACGACAGACUGCUGAAUACCGCAGGGCAAUGCCACUGCAAGAAAAUCAUCAGGAGAUCCGGGAAACUGGAAAGAUCGGUCAGAAUCGUUUUGUCGAACAAAGUUUUGGAUAGCGCCGAAAGAUUGAGGGACACUCUAGUCCAUGAGAUGUGUCAUGCUGCCACUUGGAUAGUCAACUGUGUUUCCGAUGGACAUGGGAUGUAUUGGAAGGCCUGGGCUUAUAAGGCAAUGAAAACCUAUCCAGAACUACCACCAAUUUCAAGAUGCCAUAACUAUGUUGUUAAUACCAAAUACACAUAUAAAUGUACAGGAUGUGGAUAUAGUAUUGGACGUCAUACAAAGAGUUUAGAUGUAGAAAGAAAACGUUGUGGCUAUUGCCAUGGAAAAUUUGAAGUUUUCAUCAAUAAAACUGACAAGAAGGGUACCACAAAAUCUGUCCCAGCCACUCCGAAAAAAGAAGCAACAGGUUUUGCGCUUUUCGUCAAGGAGAAUUACGGAAUUUAUAAAACUCCCGACGUCAAACAUGGAGAUGUUAUGAAAAUUCUUGGACAGAAGUUUCAAAAAAUUAAAUUGAAAUGA
This is a messenger RNA of Phaedon cochleariae (mustard beetle), 2481 nucleotides long. The record is from the annotation of a GenBank genome assembly. NCBI's taxonomy places the organism in Eukaryota, Metazoa, Arthropoda, Insecta, Coleoptera, Chrysomelidae.